CUCCCUAGACAAAUGAGGAAGAAACCGUGAGAGGAACCAGACCCAAAAGGUGAACCCAUCCUCAUUUGGGUGAUAUCAUAAAUCUUAAAACAAUACAAAACACUGAGUGAGUAAGACCAAACAUGAGUACCAGAGUGUGUGUGAUUAUGAGUAAUGUCCUUUCUACAGUCUUAUACAAUUAGUUGGCGUUGUGGAACCAGGCUUAACAUUUGAGAUCAUCAUAGAUCCAACACCAACUCCUCCAUGCCAGAGCCUUUAAAUGUUAAUAUAAACAGUCUACUACAACGGCACAGGAACACAGUUGACAUGUACUGUUCCACAUUUAAGCACCAAUCACUGAACAGAACACCUCAACAAUGAUGGAACUGUAAUGAAUGGACAUUUGGUGCCACCCAGAUAAGGAUCGGUUCAUCUCAGGAAGUUUCUCCUUGCCACAGUAACCACUGGCUUGUUCAUUAGGGAUAAACUUAGCAUAGAUAUUCAUAUUUUAGAACUUAGUUAUCUUCUAGAAGGCUGCUUUGGGACAACGUCCACUGUUAAUAGUUCUAUUCAAAUUAAACUGAAUUAAUUUAAAUAGUUAGUAUUUAAUAGUUGAUUGCAUUCUUUACAUAUGUAAAUGUUAAUUUUUUUCUCUUUAUUCUCUGCCUCCAUUUUAUGUCCCUGUGUCCUUUUGUACACUGGUAAACUAAUGAGUUCUUUAUAUAUAUAAAAUGUUUUUUAUUUUUUAUUAUUUGUGUGACUAAAUCUGGAUCAAUCGCGUAAUCGAGGCCAUUUAAGACCUGAUGCGCGUCAUUCCCGAGGUAAACCUUGAGGAUCUAAAAAUAACUCAGGCUCAAUCUUAAACGCCUCUGACACAAAGUGCGCAUUAAGGACGCGUUGGAAGUCAGAAUCUCAUCCACUAUGUAGUGCACAUGACUAGGGAGUGCAAAGUUAAUCCGGAUUCGGCCGCGUGCUCCAAAACGUUUCCGUUUAUAUUUAUAUAUAUUUUUUAUUGCUCUUACUGUGUAGUGUUCGUUUGGUCGCUAGGAUACGUGGUCGUCAUUUCCUGUGGAUCUGCGCGAGCCGCCGCCGCUCCUCCGGCUUCGUAUUAUGGAGGAGAGAAGUAGCGCGGGGUACGAGCGCGCGUGGGGCAAGUGGGCGCGCGCUCUCCGGUUCCGGUGCGCUCUUCAGUGCUGAACACUGGGAACACGGGGGGAAGUUCUGUACCGGUUUGCGGCUCUUUUAUAGAUUGAAUUGACGGGAUUGGAUUUCUUCUUCUUUCUCUCGGGAUCGCGUGGCUUUUAUCAGCAACUUUCAGCCUCCAGCUCCUAUAAUUAACACUUUAUAAAAUAUUUCGCAGAGUUUUAUUUUGUGUCGUUAAAGUUAUUAAAAUAUUCCGGGAAACGUUUGCGUAAAGGCGUAAAGGCAUCUAUUAUCGGUAAAGUGAGUAAUCUUUACAUUAUACCCAGUGAUCGUUUCACUUAAUAUUAUUAUUUUUUUAGUAUUAAUAUAUGGAUCUAUUUAAAAAUAUAAUUCUGUUCCCGACUGAUAAAAAGGUGAUCGGUUUCAGUAUUUGUUUCUUUUUGGGGGGGUGUAAUAAUCACCCAAUACUGACCUUAUAAACCGGGUUUAUUCACUUGCUCGAUUUGAUGAUGAGAAUAUGAUCAGAAUUCACUCUGCAUUGUGUUAUGAGUGUAAGAUCUUAAACAAACUACUACCUACUGCCUUCUAAAGUCUUGUAGGUUCCUUUGCGGUUCGUGCAGUAUUUUGUAAAACUGUAAGACUGGAGACGAAGCGCAGCACGAGUCACAUCAUGCCGAGAUGUGAGCGCGUCUGUUCCGCAUCGUAUCCGAAAUGACCCCCUCCUCCGUGUUCCCUCCACACUGCAAAGUGCACUCUGAGUAUUCUGAAUCUUUGGACACUGAGCUUCGUGUGACUUUCGGACUGCUCCUGCAUUUGGCUCUUACUGGUGCACCGAAUAGGGAAUCGGUGUCUGUUUUAGGCGCGCGCACGCGAUGAGCUCGGAGCUGGAGCGCGUGUCGUUCAAGUCGCGGGCGAACUCCGUGGGUUCGGGCAGUCGCGCUCUCUCCGUGAACGUCCAGCGUCUGCACGACUCUCUGCACGUGCUGCUCAGCGAGCCCGAGCGCGAACAGUUCGCCCACUGCCUGAGCGCGUACCACGCCAAGCGCAACGUCUACGACCUGGUGCAGACGCUCAGAGUGAUCCUCGAUACGCCCGGAAAACGCCAACUGCUGCCGAUGUUGCGCCUUGUGCUCCCCCGCGCCGACCAGCUGCUGUUCGACCAGUACACGUCCGAGGGCCUGUACUUGAAAACAGAGCCGCCUACGUCCGACGUGGACGCACAUCGUUCUGCGGGGGGAAACCAAGCGAACGCCGCAACGAGCGCCCACGUGCGCCCGCCCUCCGUGCGCUUCGCGCUCUCGGCGGAGUUCAGCACCGCGGCCGGAGGGACAGCGCAAGACGACACGCGUCACGUGACCUUGCAACGCACCAAGAGCCACGAGGGUCUCGGGUUCAGCAUCCGCGGCGGCGCGGAGCACGGCGUGGGCAUCUACGUGUCUCUGGUUGAGCCGGGCUCCUCAGCAGAAAGAGAGGGACUCCGCGUGGGAGACCAAAUCGUUAGAGUCAAUGACGUGGUGUUUGACCGGGUCACCCAUGGAGAGGCUGUCAAGGUGCUGAAAGGAUGCAAGAAGCUCUGUUUAUCAGUGUGUUCGAUGGGCCGGAUCCCUGGAGGUUAUGUGACCAAUCAUGUGUACACCUGGGUAGAUCCUCAGGGCCGAAGCAUCUCUCCACCCCCUGACCUGCUGGAGCAGCAUACUGCAGGUGGACGGCAUUUUAACAGCCAGCGUCGUGGACACACCCCACUACAGGGGGCGGAGAGAAGGGUCACAAUCUCCUUGGAUGACGGACGUCCGCUGGGUCUGAUGAUCCGCGGAGGAGCAGAAUAUUCCCUCGGCAUUUAUAUUGCCGGAGUGGACCAUGGAUCAGCAGCAGAGGUUGGAGGCUUAAAGGUUGGAGAUCAGAUCAUGGAUGUGAAUGGGCAUAGUUUCCGCAGCAUUGCUCAUGACGAAGCUGUACAGAUUCUCAAGAGCUCAAGCCACAUGCUGAUGAUGAUAAAGGAUGUAGGGCGCCUUCCUCACGCCCGCACCAUAGUGGACGAGACCAAGUGGAUCUCGAGCCCACAAAUUGCAGAGAGCUCGGCCGGCGCUGCCCUGAGUGUGUCAGGAGAUGCUGGUGCAGGGGGCUCAGUAAAGGGCCAGCUGUCCCCCGCUCUGGCCUUAGGACUUAUAGGGGUCCGGAGUUCUUUGGAUGAGCAGGCCUAUUUGCUGCUGACCGAUGCAGAGAGACAGACCAUGACCUAUUACAUCCAGGAGUACCAGUGUGGUCACAUCAGUGUGGAACCUCUCGCCAUGGCCCUGUUCGAGCUCUUCAACACACACGCCAAGCUUACCUUGCUGGCAGAGGUGCGUGCUCUUAUUGCUCCUCAGGAUCUGGAGCGCUUUGAUAACCAGGUCGUCCACCAUGAGAUGGAGGCAUGGUGGGUGAGACAUGGAGAUGUGGGCCUUAUGCACCAUGCCAAGCCCAUCUGCAGCUCUCAUCCUGAGGGCCAUGUCCCACCCGCCUGCCAGCUGACUGCAUCAUCAAUGGGCUAUGCUAAGAAUGAGUGCAGGAUGGAUGGAAGCGUGGAGGCAGGACCUGCGGGGGCUUUUAACUCCCUACCGGAAAUAGCUUUGGAUGAAGUACAAUCUCGUAUCGAUUCUCCACCUAAUUUCAGACCCCCACCUCCUCCUGGACAUGGAAGUCCACAGAAGGUCCAGAUCAAACGCCCUACAUCUAAGCUUUGCCAGACCACCCUGCUCUUUACACCCCCCUGCAGGAAGUACCAGGAAAGUCAUGCUUUAAACCACACUGAGACACACAUACACUCGUCCUGCUCAGCUCACACUUCCCCAUGCACUGUCCACCACAGAUCCUCCCCCUGUGUCUCCCAUCGCUCUCCUCCACCUUGCUCCCACCAUCGCUGCUCUCCAUGUUCUCUUCAUUGCUUGCGACCUUCAGUUGCACCACCAGCCAAAGAUCUGGUCCAGUUUCUGAUGAGCAAGCAGACGGCCAUGUUGCCACCACAUGUUGAAUCUGUAGGCCGUUCACCAGCUGCCACUCCAACCCCAAACGGGUCCAAUCGCUCCUCUCCCUCCCUCUCUCCCUCACUGCGUAUCCCUGCACCGCCACCUUGCAGUCCAGAAAAACCAGAGGUCUUGAUUUCAGCACCCGAUAUGAGUCCCAGCAUGGCUCGUCACCACAGACUCAAUCCUGGGCAAGAGACUGCGGAGGAGAAGACACGGAUCCAGCCACGGGGGGCUACUCUAUCCCAGCUCUCAGACAGUGGCCAGACCCUGAGCGAAGACAGUGGUGUGGAUAUUGCAGAGGCAGGGGGAAUAUGUAAGGACAGCAGUCUUCGGCCUGGUAAAGCUGUAUACCAAAAUGCAUCAGGAGAGCUGCAGGGUGCAGAGAGAGCAGUGCAGGUUCCCAAUCACCAGUCUGGGCAGUCUGGGCCUACAUUGGUACGAAUGUCGAAGAGUGCUAAUACUCUGGGCAUUGCUGUGGAAGGUGGCGCCAACACCAGACAGCCUCUUCCACGCAUCGCAACUAUACAGAAAGGGGGCUCCGCUCAUCUAUGUGGGCUAUUGCGGGUUGGUCAGGUGAUCUUGGAGGUAAACGGCAUGUCUCUCAAAGGCAUGGAGCAUCGAGAUGCUGCACGCGUCAUUGCCGAGGCCUUUAAGACCAAAGAGAAGGAAUACAUUGACUUCCUGAUUGCUGACUUUAAUGUUGCCCUAUAAAAGUUGACAGAAACAUUACAAAAAGUUAAGCAGACUUUGCACCCUAAUGAAUACGGACACGAGUGGACUAUAAGGACGUGUACAGGAGGACAUUGCCAAGCAGGAGUCUUACAAGUUAAAAAUAUCCUUCAUCGUACCUGAUCACAUUGCCUGCUUAUUAUCCAGACUUUUUUACGGCCACAGAAAUGAGGUUCUGCUUUGCUUUCAUUCUGUAUUUGUGUCCCAUCAGACAUCCAGGAUUUGUGCGCAUUUAUGAGGAAGCUCAGGUUUUAGGUUGAUUAUUAAAAUCAAUUUUGUGAAGCAGCAGGAAAAUUAAAGCUUGAAGUGACUCGUCUCUGCCCCGUGCUCAAGGACAUCCCUGUGCAGACCAGAGAUAGAUGGAAAGGGCUAAUGGAUAGUGCUUAAAAUCCACUUUGUCUGAGUAUGAGCAAUAUGGGUGGCUGGUGGCUUGCCCUCAUUUCCCUCUCUGUCCCAUAUUUUAAAUAAUGAUGGUGAGUUUAUCGCACUUUGGAUGCUGCUGUUUGAAUGGCAAAACAAAGCUAGGAGGAAGAAAAGCUGAGGACUGUUAGUUUGAAAAUCAUUUCUCAUGCAGCCCCAAUGAAUAGUCAGAUGCACAAAUCACAUAUCAUCACCCAAUACUUAGUAGUGAUUCAUUUAGGAUAAAUAUGUAAUAUACAUGCUUAAAGGAGCAUUUUGUAAUGUUUAGAGCCCCCUGCUGUCUGUGAGGUGAACUGCAAUUGCAAUGUAAACACUGACCUUCACAUUUACAUUGAUAUAAAUUGGCAGACGCCCUUCUGCUGUGGCUGGAGGCAGGACUUAUUUCUGGGCCAGAUUAUAGUUAAAAUUCAGAAACUUAAGAAAUUAUCCCUAUCUAUUGUAUAAUAACUUUGGAUAAUGAUAUUUCCUGAGGUUGCUUUAAAAUUAUUUGAUUAUUAAAAGUCUAAAAACACUUUUGAACAUUAUAAACUGGAAUAUAAACAUUAUAAACCCCUCUGUGAAAUAGACAGCUUAGUUUAUUGUUUAAAAAAUAGAGAAUGUGUAAACUUCAUUUACAGCAAGUCAAGAAACAUUUACAUUUUUUUGCCAUUUGGCAGAUGCCCUUAUCCAGAGCGAAUUAUAUUUUUUGCUUUUUUUUUAUCCAACUGAGCAGUUGACGGUUAGGGGCCUUUCUCAAGGAACCAGCAACGGCAGCUUGGCAGUGCUGGACCUUGAACCCACAACCUUCCGAUCAGCCCCAAAGCCUUAACCACUGUGGUACCAAUUCCCCCCAGAAAUGAUAACUUCUAUAACAUUUCCCUCAUUGUCUCAACCUCGGAAACAAUAAAAGAAUGUUGAGCAAUUUUUUAAAGUGCUUAGAAACGUAUAUUUAAAUCAUUUAAAUAAUACACAGACGUACACUCAGUAGUACAAUAUCACGCUGUUGAGUUUUAUCCUCAGUAAAGCAGCACUAUGGGCAGUAUUUAUGCGCACUGUCUCAUUCUGGGAGGUGAAAAAUCAUGUUUUAAAGCUUUAUGAGGACGUUUCCAAAAGAUCCAGUGUAUCAAUAGUUGUAUGAGUUAGUGAAGGAAGACAAGACAAUAUUGUUUUGGUGAGAACUGGGCAGUGGUGUAAUGAGAGCAUUUUAUAGUCUUCAGUAUUAAGGUGACAACUUUGCAAUUCCAUAAAGACACAAGCAAACAACAAAACUGUUAAGUUAAAAAAGCCCUGGUGGUCCUCCAAUAGUUAUAGAAUGAUCCUAGAAACCUUCUAUUUUCAUUUGCAAAUUAUAUAUUAAUAUUUUGCCAGUGCACAUGCCCCAGAUACAGGGCUGAUCAGUAAAUACAUAGAAGGAAUUAUAACAAGAGGAAGCAUUUGGAGUGCGAUUCAGAACUUGUUUUCUCACUCUAUUUUCCUCUUACCCUUUCUUGCCCCUGCUCUCGUUUAUCUCUAACAAUCAUUAAUUAGCCUCAAAGGCUUUGCCAUGCUGCUCAAACUAAUGACAGAUCUAUUUUUAGAAUGGUUUCGGAUGAGAAUAGGAUUAUUGAGAUAUUUCUAUCAGUAUUUUUGACAUCAGAUGAUAUAAAUCCAUUUAGAAUAAUGGUUUAGUUUUGUUGAUUAUAAAUGCAGGUCAUAUUCCCUAAAUAGCCCUAUAUUUACAUGCAGAGCAUUACAGAAUGUGUCUAUGUAUAUUUAACAACUUUUGUUUUUACCGGUGUGAUAUCAUGGUAUGAUAUCCUGAUUUCAAUAGCUUUAUUGAAACAUGAUCCUGUUGAUGGAUGUAAUUAACACUUUAUCUAAUAGAGUAGAAGAGUCUCAUCAUGCACACAGUGAUCUAUUAAAUAGAUGAUCUGCUGAGUUAUUAUUUUUUUUGCAACGUUUCACUUAAACUUAAAAGAAGGUGAGUACAAUAUUUAAUUCACUGCUCAGCACUGUUUGUGGGAUGCAGGUAAUAUUAUAACUGGUUUGGCUUUAAGAAUAUUAGGCUUUAGUUUCCGAUCCAGCGACGCAGUAAUAGGUGUGCAGUUAGAUUCAAUAUUCUACUGUUGCUUGAAAUGUUUAUGAAUUAUGGCACUUUGCAAACAUGAAUUAAAGUAUUUAAUACCUAA
Molecule: messenger RNA, 7423 nt
Organism: Silurus meridionalis
Lineage: Eukaryota; Metazoa; Chordata; Actinopteri; Siluriformes; Siluridae
Gene: whrnb
Product: whirlin b
Exons: 12
Coding region: 1995-4838 (947 amino acids)
Biological process (GO): sensory perception of sound; auditory receptor cell stereocilium organization
Cellular component (GO): cilium; photoreceptor inner segment; stereocilium tip
Molecular function (GO): protein binding
Source: RefSeq, a predicted model, not a curated record